Penicillium verhagenii is the source of this 1272-nucleotide messenger RNA. Its product is annotated as putative aspartate aminotransferase. The coding region runs from base 1 to 1272 and encodes 423 amino acids. NCBI's taxonomy places the organism in Eukaryota, Fungi, Ascomycota, Eurotiomycetes, Eurotiales, Aspergillaceae. The transcript has 3 exons. Gene Ontology annotation, biological process: L-aspartate biosynthetic process. Gene Ontology annotation, molecular function: L-aspartate:2-oxoglutarate transaminase activity; pyridoxal phosphate binding. The record is from RefSeq and is a predicted model, not a curated record. Gene Ontology annotation, cellular component: cytosol.
AUGCCCCUGAAGGAGAACGGUGAAGACUCGCUCUUCCUAGACCUGUCUUCACCCCCGGCCGAUGAACCAUUUGCAGUGAACGGAGCAUACAUCCAAGAUACAAACCCCAAGAAAGUCAACUUGGGUAUCGGAGUCUACCGUACUGCUGAAGGAUUGCCAUGGCCAUUGCGAGUGGUUGAGGAGGCCGAAAAACAACUUCACCAAGCAAGCGAUGUGAGUCGACACGAAUACCUCACCAUACAAGGUGAUCGAGAAUUCCUCAAGUUGGCAUCCGAUCUCGUCUUCGGAUUUGAUGAGGUAAAAAAAGAGCAAGUGGUCGAGGAGAAUAAACGGGUUGUUUCUAUCCAGACAGUCUCGGGCACAGGCGCAAACAGACUUGGCGCGGAGCUUCUGGCGCGGAAUAUUGAUCCAGGAUGUGUGUGGGUUCCCGAUCCUACUUGGGCAAAUCAUCAUACAAUUUGGGAGCUUGCUGGGGUACAAAGAAAACUUUAUCCCUACUAUGACAGCGCGACCAAGUCCUUUGAUUUCGAAGGAACUGUUCGAACUCUGUCAGAGUCCGCCAGGAAAAACGAUGUCGUGAUUCUUCAUGCCUGUGCUCAUAACCCCACUGGAGCAGAUCCAACACAUGAGCAGUGGAAGCUGCUGGCUGAACUGUGCAAGACAAAGGGCCUGAUACCGUUCUUCGACCUCGCCUACCAAGGCUUUGCAUCGGGAAAUCUCGAACAAGAUGCAUGGGCCAUCCGCUACUUCUACAAUUGCAACCCUCGACUGGAAUUCUGCGUGGCUCAAUCCUUCUCGAAGAACUUUGGUCUGUACGGACAACGAGUCGGGGCUUUGCACGUUGUGACUUCCUCUACCAGCAAUGAGGUCUCUCGCAAUCUACUGGCUAAUCUUUGCCAUCUCGUUCGUGGCGAAUACUCCAUGGCACCAAGAGGCGGUUCAGAGGUUGUGCGAACCGUCCUGAAAAAUAAAACCCUCAAAAACAAGUGGUUUGAGGAUCUCGUCACCAUGAGUGAACGCAUUCGAAAAAUGCGACAGGCUCUCUAUGAUGAGCUGACCGGGUUACAAACACCCGGGGAUUGGUCCCAUAUUCUGAAUCAGAUUGGGAUGUUUACCUACGUGGGAUUGACGGAGAGACAAGUUUUUGAAAUCCGAUCAAGGCAUCAUAUAUACAUGCUGAAAUCCGGCCGCAUUUCGAUCUCGGGGUUGAACGAAAAUAAUGUGAAGGUUGUUGCAAAGGGCAUCGACGACGUUGUUCGCACGGUGAACUGA